CCAGGUGGGGGAGCAGCCGGGUGGGAGCAGCCGGGCGCGCGGGCGGCAUGCGGCGGCUGCUGGCGUCCGGCUGCGUGCGGGGCCUGCGGGCCGGCGGGGGCGCGCGUCCUGCCUCUGGGCUUUGCAACGCCGGCCGCCAGGCCUCCGACACCCCUCGGAAUCAGCCCCCCAGCUCCGAGUUCGUGGCGCGGCCGGUGGGCGUCUGCUCCAUGAUGCGGCUGCCGGUGCAGGCCUCCCCCGAGGGGCUGGAUGCCGCCUUCGUCGGGGUGCCCCUGGACAUUGGGACCUCCAACCGGCCCGGGGCGAGAUUUGGACCCCGACGGAUUCGGGAAGAGUCAGUGAUGCUUCGGACCGCCAACCCGAGCACGGGCGCUCUCCCCUUCCAGUCCCUCAUGGUUGCAGAUCUAGGCGAUGUCAGUGUCAAUCUUUACAACCUUCAGGACAGCUGCCGCCUAAUUCGAGAGGCCUAUCAGAAAAUUGUAGCAGCUGGGUGUAUUCCGCUGACCUUGGGUGGAGAUCACACAAUCACAUAUCCUAUACUGCAAGCGAUGGCGACAAAGCAUGGCCCUGUGGGGCUGCUGCACGUGGAUGCUCACAUGGACACGGCGGACAAGGCCUUAGGGGAGAAGCUGUACCACGGGACCCCCUUCCGCCGGUGCGUGGACGAGGGACUCUUGGACUGUACGCGCGUUGUGCAGAUUGGCAUCCGGGGCUCUUCCAUGACCCUGGAUCCCUACAGAUACAGCUGGAGCCAGGGCUUCCGGGUGGUCCUGGCUGAAGACUGCUGGAUGAAGUCGCUGGUUCCUCUGAUGGGGGAAGUGAGGCAGCAGAUGGGAGGCAAGCCCAUUUACAUCAGCUUUGAUAUUGAUGGCUUGGAUCCUGCCUAUGCUCCAGGGACAGGGACACCUGAAAUUGCAGGUCUCACUCCAAGUCAGGCGCUGGAGAUCAUCCGGGGUUGUCAAGGUCUGAAUGUGGUGGGAUGUGAUCUCGUGGAAGUUUCGCCGCAGUACGAUCCUUCUGGAAACACGGCCCUCCUGGCGGCUAACCUGCUGUUUGAGAUGCUGUGUGCCCUCCCCAGAGCGAAAGUCAUCUGAACCUUGUGCUCUUCAAGGUAAAACCUCAUAUGGUGUCGAUGACAAAUUCUCAGGAAGAAUUUAUGGGCAAGCAGUCGGAGGACGCAAGAGUUUAUGCCAAUGAAGCUUUCUGCUCAAAAUGUCAUUGGUAGCUGUAGGAUCUGGGCAUUCAGUAGAACUCUAAUCCAAACAGCUAAUGUUUCUAAGGAGUUUGGAUUAAUUAAAAAAACAAACAAACCACUUGUGAUUUUCUUUUCCCUUUGAUGAAAGAUGGUAGAGGAUAAAGGAGAAAGAGAGAAUUUAGUUCAAGAUUACCUAAAAAUUGGAGGGAUAAAAUAAAAAAACCCUAAGAAAUAAUACUGUGUAAGCAAUUCCAUAGUUCUAGUCUUUUCCUUUAAACUAUAGCUUCUCCUCUGGAGAGAUUAGGCUGCACCUUGGUUUUAGGACCAUCAUGAAAUGUAAACCUGUUUGAAGGAUUAAUGUAAAUCCCGGUAAAAGAAACCUCCCACUGAAGAGCCCAGCAGAGCCCCAGAAAUGUCUCCACCUGAUCCCCUGGCCUCCAGAGAGCCCUUCACGGCACUGCCUUCACCAGCUCCCUGCAAGGCUGUUUUGCAUUACCUGCUCUUCAAGCUGACACGCCCACAAUGACAGCAAUUCCCGGAAUCUGUGGCUCAGAAGUGCAGAUUGCAAGCAUGUGUUCAGUUACAAGCAAAUUCAAUUUUGUUGAUAAUGUGCCCAUCAUCAAACCGUAUCUCGCAAUGCAAGAUCUACUCAUAGUCAUCACACAUUAAAAUAGUUUAUUUGUUUCCA
Molecule: messenger RNA, 1883 nt
Organism: Manis pentadactyla (Chinese pangolin)
Lineage: Eukaryota; Metazoa; Chordata; Mammalia; Pholidota; Manidae
Gene: AGMAT
Product: agmatinase
Exons: 7
Coding region: 48-1094 (348 amino acids)
Molecular function (GO): metal ion binding; agmatinase activity
Source: RefSeq, a predicted model, not a curated record